Molecule: messenger RNA, 2823 nt
Organism: Linum tenue
Lineage: Eukaryota; Viridiplantae; Streptophyta; Magnoliopsida; Malpighiales; Linaceae
Source: the annotation of a GenBank genome assembly
AAACUAUCGCAUGAUCGCAUCCCUUCCUUUUCUUCUUCUGCCGAGCAGCAGCCAGCAGAGCCUUCGCCCGCGGCCACAACCAGCGCAGUCGCCGCCGCUCCCUCGUUUCGACCCAACUCCCUGCCCCACGUCUCACCGCCGCUCAUUCGCCCCCUCGUCUCAAACCAGGUCCCCAACUCCUCGCCGUCGCUCCCCGCCCGACGCAUCGACCCAACUCCCCGCCGCCUUGACAGCAGUCCCCGCCCCUGCCUCAAUACUAGCUUAGAUCGUUUCAGGUUGAUAGAUGGAAUCGAGUGAUGUAUCAAGUCAGCCGGCUUAAUCCGGUUGAGCCCCGAUUCGACCAUUAAACCUCAAAUCCCUUGUUAAACCGGUUAGAGGACUUAAUCCGGUUUGACAACCUUGCUCCAGCCCUCUCCCCGCCUUCUCCGAAUUCAACUCCAAAACGCUCCCGCCUAAACUCCCUCCAGCUCCGACAUUAAGAAUGAGGAAGUUUUUCGCUACGACUGGCCAGACAAAAGAGCAACAUCUAGAAAUCAUGUAGGAAAGUGGUUAAGUGGGGGGAAAGAUUCUAGCUUUGUUUGCGGUGGUUGGCUCCUCUUUCUCCCACUUAAAAACCAGACAGUCACUCCUGCCAUCAUGGGUAUUGACUGUCUAGUUCUAGGUGCCGGGCAAGAAGUUGGGAAGAGCUGCGUGGUGGUAACAAUCAAUGGGAAGCGAAUCAUGUUCGAUUGCGGGAUGCACAUGGGUCACCAUGAUGACAAACGUUACCCUGAUUUUGCUCUCAUUGACGGUCCCCUAGAUUGUGUUAUAAUAACUCACUUUCAUCUGGAUCAUAUUGGCGCGCUUCCUUACUUCACUAAAGAGUAUUCGUACAAUGGUCCUAUUUACAUGACGUACCCGACAAAGGCGUUGGCCCCUUUGAUGUUGGAGGAUUUUAUGAAGGUAACGGUUGGAAGGGGUGGGGAAGAGAAGUUUACCACUGAUGAUAUAUCUGAAUGCAUGAAGAAAGUUACCCUAGUUGAUCUGAAGCAGACUAUACAAGUUGACAAGGAUCUUCAAAUCCGUGCCUACUAUGCAGGACAUGUUCUUGGAGCUGCAAUGUUUUAUGCAAAGGUAGGAGACGGGUCUAUGCUCUAUACUGGUGACUAUAAUAUGACACCAGAUAGGCAUCUCGGGGCUGCACAAAUUGAUCGACUAGAACUAGAUCUCGUUAUAUCUGAGUCAACUUAUGCAACGACUGUACGUGAUUCAAGAUAUGCUCGUGAGAGGGAGUUUCUUCAAGCUGUUCAUGAAUGUGUUGAAGGUGGAGGAAAGGUCUUGGUUCCAACAUUUGCACUUGGGAGAGCUCAGGAGUUGUUCAUUUUGUUGGAUGACUACUGGGAGCGCAUGAAUCUCAAGGUUCCAAUAUAUUUCUCGUCAGGUUUGACAAAACAAGCUAAUAUUUACUACAAGACCUUUAUGAGCUGGACCAACCAAAAGAUCAAAGAUACAUACGCAAUGCACAAUGCCUUCAAUUUCAAACAUGUUGUCAGUUCUGAUCGGUCAGUGAUAAAUACUGUUGGACCUUGUGUUCUCUUCGCCACAUCCGGAAUGCUCAGUGGUGGCCUUUCCCUGGAGGCUUUCAAGAAGUGGGCUCCUUUCAAGGAGAAUCUCGUAACAUUGCCUGGGUAACAAUCUAUCGUGUAUAUAUUUUGAUGACAAAUUGUGAAAAAACCAAUUUCUUUAUGUUUGUGUCAAGUUUCCAGCAUUUCAUGGUAAGAAAGAAUCAUCAAUCCUUGUUGCACACAGGGUUAGCUGCUCGUGGCAAGUGAAUGAGACAUUAGUGUACCCUUUUGGCUCUUGAAAUUAUAGUUAAUGACUGUUGCAAUAUCUGAAAGCCUCUCCAUGACAUGAAUGUAUAAAGCUGUAGAAUCUCAAACUGAACCUAGAAGAAUUGUACUUUCAGAUAAAAGCUGCCUUUUAAUGAGUUAUUAUCUGUCCAUAUUUUACAGGUACUGUGUAGCAGGAACAAUAGGCCACAAGCUUGUGGCUGGCAAACGUACUAGUAUCUAUGUGGACAGUGAUAGCCAAAUAGAUGUCCGUUGUAAUAUCCAUCAGUUGGCUUUCAGUGCACAUACUGACUCCAAAGGAAUCAUGAAUCUUCUCAAGUUUUUGUCUCCGAAGCACGUUAUGCUAGUACAUGGAGAGAGGCCCGGCAUGUUCCGUCUCAAAGACAAGAUAAAGUCUGAGAUGGGAAUCGAGUGCGACGUUCCAGCGAAUGGUGAAACGGUGAAGAUUCCAUGUGCCACCCUUCAUGUGAAAGCUCAAACCUCAGAUGCAUUUGUCAAGAGUUGCCAGAGUUCCAAUUUUAGGUUGUCAAGAUGUUCCACAUCAUCAGGUCUCGUAGUAGCAUCAACUGAUCCCUGCUCGCCUCUGCUGGUAAGUGAUGAUAGAGUUGGUGAAGCAGUGUUAUUGUUGGAUCAAAGCAAGGCGAAGGCUAUGCAUCAAGAUGAGCUGCAGCUGCUUAUGUCAGUAGAAGAAAAACCCUAGGCGGUUAUGUUUUCUUCAUUGCUUUCCAGUUAGAAGCACUAACUUAAUGCAGGUGAUGCGUGUAAGUGCCGUCCCGGCCCACAACUAAACCUCUCUGCUGGUUUCGACAUUAUUACUUACCAGUAACCUGCUGGAGUUUACACAACAUAAAAAACCAAUGAAAAGCCAAAAUUUCAAGUUUGAUGAAUUUAUCCCCACUCUAUUGAUCGUUGAUGGGUGUCAAAUCUGUGCGGUUCAAGAAACAGACAUAGGAAAAAUUAUGGGAAAUUGCGGUUUAACUGGACUUAUUUAGCU